Molecule: messenger RNA, 354 nt
Organism: Trypanosoma grayi
Lineage: Eukaryota; Euglenozoa; Kinetoplastea; Trypanosomatida; Trypanosomatidae
Exons: 1
Coding region: 1-354 (117 amino acids)
Source: RefSeq, a predicted model, not a curated record
AUGCUGCAAGGCACUACUAUCAUUGCUACCCUUGAUGCUGGCGCGUAUCUCCCCUCCCCCUUAUGCCAGUGUCGCUUUGCAGCGACGAGGGUGUAUGCGCUUGACGGAGCGGCGUGUGGCAUGUUGGACCCGAGGGAAGGUAAUAAAUACCCUAGAAGGAGAGAGAGAGAGAAAGAAGGAGAUAUGAAUGUAAUUGCGGUAACUCUGGAUUUGCGCCGCGCUUUAACAGCAUGUCGCAGAGCCACGGUGCAGUUGUCAUUUGUCAUCCUUUUUACUGAGCGAAUUAUGCUGCAUUUCCAACAAGAGGAACUACACCAGAUCGAUGGACAAAAUCUUCUCUCCAUCCGACAGUAA